Messenger RNA from Rhinichthys klamathensis goyatoka, 2365 nucleotides. It is a transcript of the gene pdha1a, whose product is annotated as pyruvate dehydrogenase E1 subunit alpha 1a. Lineage: Eukaryota; Metazoa; Chordata; Actinopteri; Cypriniformes; Leuciscidae. The record is from RefSeq and is a predicted model, not a curated record. Gene Ontology annotation, biological process: pyruvate decarboxylation to acetyl-CoA. Gene Ontology annotation, molecular function: pyruvate dehydrogenase (acetyl-transferring) activity. The transcript is spliced from 11 exons. Bases 373 to 1344 code for a protein of 323 amino acids. Gene Ontology annotation, cellular component: intracellular membrane-bounded organelle.
CCUGCCCUAAUUACAGCUAAGUUGCCUAUUAACCCAGUCCCCCAUGCAGCACAGUUAACCCCUGCAGUAGCUAACAGCAGCUCCGACGUAACCAGCACAGACCCCCUCACGUCCAAUUGUCCCCCACCAGCCGGGAGCCUCCAGGGCCCUGAUAAUUCCUUCCCAGAGAUCACCCACAGCCUGGCUGAAGAGACUGCCUUACCAGAGCCACAGCUUGCUGGGGCAAGAGUGGUGGUAUCUACAAGGACCUAUGCUGACUUUACCCCUCAGGCCACCUUUGAUAUUAAGAAAUGUGACUUGCACAAGCUGGAGGAGGGCCCACCACUGCAGGCUACGCUUACAAGAGAGGAGGGGCUUCAGUACUACCGCACAAUGCAGACAAUUAGACGCAUGGAGCUCAAAGCCGAUCAGCUCUACAAGCAGAAGAUUAUCAGAGGCUUCUGUCACCUUUAUGAUGGACAGGAAGCGUGUGCAGUGGGUAUUGAGGGAGGUAUUAAUCUAUCAGAUCAUCUCAUCACAGCCUACCGUGCCCAUGGGUACACUCUCACUAGAGGCGGCACCGUUCGUGAGAUCAUGGCCGAGCUCACUGGUCGUCGAGGAGGUAUUGCCAAAGGAAAGGGAGGGUCUAUGCACAUGUACACUAAACAUUUUUAUGGAGGAAAUGGAAUUGUGGGAGCUCAGGUGCCACUUGGGGCAGGUGUAGCGUUGGCCUGCAAAUACCAGGGCAAUAAUGAGCUGUGUGUCUGUCUCUAUGGUGAUGGUGCUGCAAAUCAGGGUCAGAUCUUUGAGACGUAUAAUAUGGCAUCACUGUGGAAGCUGCCCUGCAUUUUCAUUUGCGAGAAUAACAAAUAUGGCAUGGGUACUUCUGUGGAGAGAGCGUCUGCUAGCACCGACUACUACAAGAGAGGCGAUUUCAUCCCUGGUCUGAGGGUGGAUGGCAUGGAUGUCCUUUGUGUGAGGGAGGCCACCAAAUUUGCUGCUGAACACUGCAGAUCAGGAAAGGGUCCAAUUCUGAUGGAGCUGCAGACCUAUCGUUACCAUGGACACAGUAUGAGUGACCCAGGAGUCAGUUACCGAACACGUGAGGAGAUCCAGGAGGUGCGCAGUAAGAGCGACCCCAUCUCACUGCUGAAGGAUCGCAUGCUGAGCAACAACAUGGCCAGUGUGGAGGAACUUAAGGAGAUUGAUGUUGAAGUAAGGAAGGAGAUUGAGGAUGGCGCUCAGUUUUCCACCACAGACCCUGAGCCUCCACUGGACGAUCUUUGCAACCACAUCUUCUUCAAUAACCCACCUUUGGAAGUGCGUGGCACCAACCCCUGGACCAAACUCAAGUCCGUCAGCUAAAUCGCCUUCCUUAUCAUCCCAAGUCCCCUCCACUUCCUACCAGUUGACCCUCUCUUGAAGCGCACAGCAAAAAUUGUCACCUCCAAUAUGGCUAUAGGUUUCAUAGACAGUUGUUGGGAAACUCAGCCACAUUGAGACAAGUUGCCUCAUUUUACAUUUUAUCAUUACCUUGUUUUCUUGUUGUCUCCAUCAGUUACAAUACUGACCUUCACUAUACAUUUUAAAAGGUUUCAAUACUAAACAAAAAAUGCUAUAUUUUUUCUCACAUAACAUCUCAGAAAUAGCAUGUAAUGUGAAUAAACAUGGUGGUAUUUGGCUUAUAAUUAUUGGUACUUUCCAAAUGUUUCCAGUGCAACUAUUGCCUAUACCCAGUGCCCACGCAAUGACAGCAUUUACCUAGUGUCCAUGGCAUGCAUCAGAAACACCUCCCAUCGUUGCUCUGUGCAGUCAUUACAGACAUGCGCUCAUACACACACACACUUUAUGUAUCAGCAGAACGUGUUUUGGCCGAGGUGUCAGUGAAAUGCAAGUCUUGCAGUCCUAACUUGACAAAACAUUUUAAGGGAAAAUGUAUUAACAUUGAUAAAAUGUAAAUCUGUUAGAAGGCCAUACUACAAAAUCUUUGUGUAAUAUUCAUGGGGUGUAAAAUGGGAUUUUUUCUUUUCUGUCAUAUCUAAACACUAGUUUAAGUGUUUAAAUACAAAAAGUAGAAUGGGAAAAGGUUAAUAAGUUCUUACAUUUGCUUUAACUCUCCUUAACUUUUAUUUAAAACAGGGUUUUGUUGUCACAUAUUUAUUAUAAAAAAAUGCUUUUGUUACAAACAGCGUUACAGGGGGUAUAACUUCAAAUUUGACGAUUCCAGUUUAUUAAUGGUUGUAUUAAUAGAAUGUUAAUUUAAAAUCACUCAGAAUUGGGAAAGUAAUAAUUGUUUCAAUAGAUGAUAGGAUGCUGUUGAGCUAUUGAAGGGGGCAUUAGGGACACAGGUUAAACAAUUAUGAAGUGUUGACCAGCAGGAUGAGUC